Messenger RNA from Dicrocoelium dendriticum, 1960 nucleotides. The record is from the annotation of a GenBank genome assembly. NCBI's taxonomy places the organism in Eukaryota, Metazoa, Platyhelminthes, Trematoda, Plagiorchiida, Dicrocoeliidae.
AAAUUGUGACCUUGAAUUAUGUAUAGUGUCGUAUAAAUUUAAGCGUUACGCGUGCUUCCCUAAAUCUCUCAGGAUGCUUUCUUGUCCUUUUCUAAAGAAGAUACCUCUGGCAACCAUUCAGAAGGAUGCCCAACAACUUGCUACACUUAUACCAAAAUGCCCGUUUGCUAGCCGGCUGUUUGAGAAGGCCGGUCUAAAAGCAGUCCGAUUUUCUUCACUUGCUAGCGCCAACGUUAUCCCCACCACAGAAGACUCUAGUGUCUGCAAGGAUGUUUCCCAGUGUCUACUAAAGAAGUGUCCUUAUUCUUCGGCCUUGUCAUCUGAAAAUACCCCCUCGUGCGAGCAGCCUCCAUCGAAACACCGUGGCAUUGUAACAAAACAACACAAUACCAAGAGAGCUCACUCCGAAGAGCUAACCAUACCGAAGACGUGCGCGUUGUUUGAGGGCUGGCAAGCAAGCGGAAUUGCAAUCUCUUAUCCCAACUCCAAAUCACCCUCAAGCGCUUACCCGCAGUCGCCGUCGAAUGAACAUAAGUUGGAUUUGACAAAGGGAUUUGAUUAUGUCGGCUUUUGCUCGUUUGAGAUAGAACGGAAAAAGAAAGACGCAACAUACCGCGUGUUCCGUCGUGUGCUCCGAGACGCGAAUGACUUCCCAUUCGCCGAUGACUACUCAACUGGAUCUCGACGUCGAGUCGCUAUCUGGUGUUCCAACGAUUACCUCGGCAUGAGCUGGCAUCGCAAAGUUCAGGAGGCUGCUAUAAAUGCCAUUCGAUCACAUGGAGUGGGUUCUGGAGGAACACGUAAUAUCUCUGGCAACUCUGUACUCCACGAGUCUCUCGAGGCGGAGCUGGCCGAUUUGCAUGGAAAGCCUGCCGCUCUAGUCUUCACAAGCUGUUAUGUAGCAAACGAGGCUAGUUUGUACACGUUGGGUACUCGGCUACCGAACGUGACCAUCUUCUCCGACGCUGGCAAUCAUGCGUCCAUGAUACAUGGUAUUCGAACGAGCCGCGCUCCGAAGAAGAUUUAUCGACACAACGAUGUGGAUCACCUCAUUUCGAUGCUGGCUGAAGUUCCGUUGGAUGCCCCGAAACUGGUUGUAUUUGAGACAGUGCACUCCAUGACGGGAGACGUUUGCCCAAUGGAAAGGCUUCUUGACGCGGCUGAGGCGAGAAAUGCACUCACUUUUGUGGACGAGGUCCACGCCGUAGGCCUGUAUGGCGCCCGUGGAGCCGGAGUGGCCGAACGGGACAGGGUUAUGCACCGAAUCGAUGCGAUCACUGGAACUUUAGGAAAAGCUUUUGCUAGCAUCGGAGGUUACCUGGCAGGAGGUCGUGAAUUGGUCGACAUGAUCCGAUCGUACGCUUCCGGAUUCAUCUUCACCACAUCCUUGCCUCCAUCUGUUCUGGCUGCUGCACGCGCGAGUGUAGAGAUUCUUAAAUCGCAAGAAGGCCGAGAUUUGCGUGCAGAACACCAACGAAGAGUUUCUAUCGUGCGGCGACGACUGAAAGAGGAGGGCUUACCUGUGAUCGAUGCGCCUUCGCACAUACUGCCAUUGCACGUUGGAGAUGCGGAGCUCUGUACCCGCAUCUCAACGGAGCUGUUGGCUGAGCACAGCAUCUACGUGCAAUCCAUCAACUAUCCGACGGUGGACAAGGGCGAUGAACGAUUGCGUAUUGCACCCACGCCGCACCACACGGACGCGUUGACAGAGCAACUAAUCGACUCACUGUGCACAAUUUGGCGAAAAUACGAUCUUCCGUUGGUUCACUCAUCGGAGCGCCGGUUGAAGCGCGCACCACCGUCGUUUGCUUGAUGAACCGAUGAUAAUACACUGUGUUGCUUUUAGUCUAGAUAUCACCUUAUCCACAUUAGCCAUUUUCUGACACCCAUUCUUUCAAAUGGUAACACGGGGCAUAUGUGAAGGAAAGGAAGCAAUUAACAAAUGGUAUCCAAAUUGUAC